UCGGACACAUCAGGAAUUUGUGUGAACUUUGCAACAUGGCGGCAGAGCACAUCGGCGAGUUGGCAAGCAUGGAGAGCUCCAGCCAAAGCGCUCGGCUCGGCUUCUGCAGCGACAGAUACUCACUGCUGGUCAUUGUUGGACAGCCCGGUCCGGCCGGAUUUGUGGACUUACUAGUGUCAGAGAUCGAGAGAGGUGUUCGCUCCUGGGACGUCGACUUGAGCGCCUGCAACAUAGAUGAACAGCUCAAACUCUUUAUUUCAAGACACUCUGCUUUCGUCUCUGAAGACCUCAAAGGCCAGAAGACCCUGCAGCACAACGGGGAUGUGCUUGAGACCCAGGUGAUAGUGAACCCAUCUCAUGAUUUGGUCUGUUCAGAGGUUCGCCGGCUUAUUUCUGAUACGUCUCUUCACAAGCUGCUAAUUCUUGCUGGACAAUGUGUUGAAGAGACUGGAGAUCUUGUGUUACAAGAAGGGUCUUUUUCACUAAAUGACUUUAUCCAGAUAUUUACAGAUGAAGAGAUUGGAGAUCUUCUGAGCUCUGCAGACCCUGCUCAGAAAGCCAGCUUAACUCUGAGCUGUCCCGAAUCUGGGAUGUGGAAAAAAUCCCAGUUAGAAAAGCAUAAUUUGCAAGAUUAUAUAGAAAUUAAAACCAAUCCUCCGUUAUUGCUCCCAGAGAUGGAGGGCCUUCAGGAGUUCACAGAGUAUCUGUCAGAGUCUCUUGAACCUCUUUCGCCUUUUGAUUUGCUCGAACCACCCAGUACAGUUGGCUUCCUAAAACUGUCUCGUCCCUGCUGCUAUGUGUUUCCUGGAGGAAGAGGUGACUGUGCCUUCUUUGCGGUGAAUGGUUUUAACGUCUUAGUCAAUGGGGGGUCUGAUUCUCGAUCCUGUUUUUGGAAACUGGUGAGACAUCUAGACCGAGUUGACUCCGUAUUGCUUACCCAUGCUGGUGUGGAUAAUCUACCUGGUAUAAACAGCCUAUUUAACAGAAAAGCAGCUGAACAAGAAGAAGAGUCUACUGGAUCGCAGAGCAACGAAGACUGGCAGAGGAAUUUGAUAUCUCCUGAAAUAGGUGUUGUAUUUUUCAAUGCCUCAGAAAGACUCAAAACAUUACAGAGUGACUCCAGGGUCCUUCGGAGUUGUGAUCAGGCUUCCCUAACAUUAAAGCAUUUAGAAAGGUUGUCAAUUUUUCCAGAACAGAUCAGUCGCUCUGCUGGGCCAACUGUCGAGCCAGUAAUUCUUUUCCAGAAGAUGGGUGUAGGUCGACUAGAUCUUUAUGUACUCAAUCCCGUCAAAGGUAGCAAGGAACUAGAAACUUUCUUGCAAACUUGGCCUGGCAGCACUCCAAAUUUAAAAACCUCUGAAAUCCCUCUAGAGUGUAUGGUGUCCAUAUGUGCACUGUUGGUGUGGCACCCAGCUAAUCCUACAGAAAAGAUCAUUCGUGUUCUGUUUCCUGGCUGCACUCCAGAAUCCAAGAUCUUUGAAGGUUUAGAGAGACUAAAGCAUCUAGAGUUCCUUAAACACCCAGUAGUUAGUUUGAAGGACCUUGAGGCACCAAAAUUGGAUAAACAGCCAAAGCGUGCCGAGAGCAAGGAAAGCCUUAAGAGUAUUUCCAAAGAAUCUCGAUCUGGUAGUGCCACACUCAAAGACAAGUUAAGCAAAGUAGAUUUGAAAAAGCUAGACACUAAAACAAAGACUAAACCCACUAAUGAAUCUGUUCCAAAAGAAGGGAAAGAGAGUGAGGAAAAAGCAAAACCAAAAGAUGAUGUGAAACCAAGAACUUCUAAGCCUGAAAAGCAAGUGUCUAAGAAAGAACCUGUUAAAGAUGAGAAAAAGGAAGUUAGAAAGAAAGAGGAAAGGCCACUGACAAGUAUGACAAAGAAAGACGAGAAUGUAGAGAAAAAGAAAGAACCCUUGAAAAAAGAUCUUGGUGCAAAGCCCAAGAAAGAUAUUAAACCCGAGCUGAAAAAGGAGAUUAAGAAAGAUGUCAAACCAGAAGACAAAAAAAUGACCAAACCUUUGGUUAAGGAUGUUAAGAAAGUAGCUGGAAAUUUGCCAGGUAAUGCUGAGUCUAGAAAGCCAAUGGGCAAGAAUGGCUCACUAAAGAAAGACUUUAUGGUCCCAAAAAAGGAUUCUAUAACCAAAGGGAAGCCAAAGCCAGACAAAAAGGAGCCUGACAAUUUGAAACCCUCAAGUGCAGAGCAGUCAAAGAUAUCUACAUCUGAGGACAGUACUGCUCAGUUGGAAAAGUUGGGGAUGGAAAAUGAACAUGGGCCAUUGCAUGAUGUUGAAGGCAACCCUUUGAGCUCAAGAACUGAAUGUGCCUCUGGAAACAAUGACAAUCAGGUGAAUGGCUCUACAACAGGUACUGAUGAAAGUCCAGAGAAGUUUCGCAGUAUGGAUGGGGUCUCUGGCCCGAACAGUGCUAUUGGACUUCCCUCCCCACUUUCAAAGACACCAAAGAGUGAGAAAAGUGUUAAUUUUGAUCUCACGACAACAGAGCUCGAUGGAUGCCUCAAAAAUGAUGGCUGUACAAGCUCAGAAGAAAAAACCCUUGAGUUAGUUUCCCCCACAGACUCUGGGAAGAACGGUUCAGGGCUUGAAGAUUGCAAGGUAGGUCUCAGCAACUCUGCUCUUGGUUUUGAAGACGGUCAGCAAAUCUGCAAGAACUCAAUGGCAGGUUGUUCAAGAGGCAAUAUAGAAAACAGCUCCAUAUCAUCACAAGAUAGACAAUCAAGCUUUCUCUCCUCAACUUCUCUUAAAGAUACUCUACCCGAUGGCUCUCCCAGCAUCACUUCCUUUCCUGCAGAGGUUGGCUCUCCACACUCCACCGAAGUAGAUGAUUCCUUAUCGGUUUCCUUUGAACAAGUGCCUGUUUGUCAUUCACAGGAAGAGAUGAUCAGCUUGGCAUACACUAAUGGACAUUUAGCAGACCGUGACCCCAAAACAGAUAUGUCUUUACCUUUAAAAACAUCUCAUAAUAGUCACCACACAUAUGAUGAAUCUGAGAAUCACCUCAUUGGACCACAGAUUGACAUCCUUCCACAUGAUGUUGAUCUAUGUCUGGUUUCACCAUGUGAAUUUAAGCAUCACAAAUCUCCAGAGAAUCAACAGGGACUCUCCUCUGAGGUGGCUGCCCCAAGUCCUGACCACUCUCUGGAGCCAGUUAGACAGUGCAGUAGUAGCGAUCAUCUGGAAAGUCAGGAGACGACUUCCUCUGUCAACGUCUCUCUCAUCUCGGUUUCUGAUUCUGAUGUGCCACCAGCCACUGAAGAGUGUCCCUCCAUUACUGAGGACUUGGACUCUGAUGAGGAACCUAGUGACUUUCCACCCAACCACCCUCACGACCACCCUAGCAGCCAUUCGGUACACCACAAUUCCCAGCAUGUCACUGAAGACCCUCCACCUGCCCCAAUGAAGGACCUACCACCACUGCCAUCCCAGCCGGGUGCUUGCAUGGCUGACCCAGAGGCUGAUGGUCUGGGUAAAUCUUCCAAGAAUGUAACAUCAAAGACCAAAAAAACAGCACCAGUGUCCACAAAGACUGCAUCUGCAAGCAUCAUAACACAGAGUGGAAAGACAAAGACUGGUGCUCCGGUGUCUGCCACUGGAACUAUUCGGCCAACAUCCAGUCUGGACACCAGACCUGCUUCCCGCAAUGCUGUUAGCGGAUCUAGACUAGUGCCUUCAAAGUCCUCAUCUGGUUCUGUCACUGCACAUUCAAGUUCAGUACCCAUCUGUUUGGACUUGGCAUAUUUGCCCUCUGGCUCAGCAGCUUCCACUGUGGAUGUGGAGUUUUUCCGACGCCUCCGUUCAUCCUGCUAUAUAAUUAGUGGAGAUGAGCCGCACAAGGAAACAGUCAUGAGAUCUAUUCUCGACUCUCUUUUAGAGGGCAAAGCAUCCUGGCCAGAUGUUCAGGUGACUUUGAUCCCCACGUUUGAUUCGCUGACCAUGCACAGCUGGUACCAGGAGACCCACGAACGGCAGAGAGAUCUAGCGAUCACGGUGCUUGGGAGCAACAGCACCGUAGCCAUGCAGGACGAGACCUUCCCAGCAUGCAAAGUGGAGUUUUAAACACACCCGAAGAAUCACACCCCUGCCUGUCACUAGAGCACUUCUGUUCACUUUCAAAAUGUCGUCUCUCAGUCUCUCACGCUUUACCUUGAGCAGCAGGACGAAGCAUUUCAGUUCCAUUCGUCGGGAAUUACUUCUCUGUAAUGUUAACACUUCUGCACAUCUACACUCGCUGCUUGUUAGGAUUCUGUGUGAACAGAGGAGACAGUUUCGCCAUUUGUUUUCUUUGUGGCUAUUUUUAGCAGUUGUACACAUGUGAUUUUAUACAUUGCAUCUUGUUGAUUAUCUAACAUUCAUCUGAUCAGUUUACCAUAUCUUAUGGUCCUACAUUGCUUACAUUUUGCACAGUUUUGAUGCCGCUUUGAAAGCUUUGGCAGAAUAGAGUCAGACAUGCAGGUUAACACUUGAUAUUUUGUUAAGGGCAGAUGUAUUCCUGUAUUUCACUGUGCAGAUCAUGCACUCCACAGUAUUUAAAUUUUUUUGGUCUGUCAGUGCAACCUUUAGCAAGUUGAUUUUCUUCUAGAGAGAAAAUGAAGGCAAUUCAAAUCUCAUGUUUACUAGAAUUGCACCACUUUUGUCAGUACAUGAUCAGACAUCUGGCUAGAUAAACACUUCUCUAGUACAGUCAUUUGUACCAAAAACAUUUCCAGAUUUAAACAUUCAGUGGAAAGUGUGGUUUCGCAAUGUAAGAAAAAUACAAUUUUAGUGCAUCAAAAGACUUGUGUGUGAACACUACGUAGCAAAGUAAAGUGUUUUUUGUGAAGCGUAUAUGAAAAUAUACAUAGUGACAGCCAAGAAACAUUUUAAUUCUGCAUUUAUUAAGAGUGGAGAAUAUUAUAAUCUGUGUUUUUUUUGUUUUGUUUUUUCUUUGUCCCACAUACUUGGCUCGUUUCGCUAGAGACACAUUAUGUGUACAAAGCUGAAUGCCUUAAUGUUCUUGCGAUCAUCGACAAACACUAAAGCAGCAUGUCAUUCACGACACUUAACUUGAGUUCUGAAUACUUUUUGCUGAUCACCUUGCUUUCCUGAUAUUUAUCUUUAGACAAGCUCGACCAAUGUGUACGUUGUCACCGCAAUGGCUGCUAAACUUUCUGAGCAAUAAAAAGUUUAAUUGUGAUCAGGUGGAGACAUUUCCACACAAUUUUCUUAUUAGACAUUUUCUUAUUUGUUUGUACUUUAUAGAGCCAUUAAUGCAAAAGUUAAUGCGGCCAUGUUUUUCAAAAUUGCACUUUUAUUUUUUCCU
Carassius auratus (goldfish) is the source of this 5313-nucleotide messenger RNA. It is a transcript of the gene map1sa, whose product is annotated as microtubule-associated protein 1Sa. Gene Ontology annotation, biological process: dendrite development; regulation of microtubule depolymerization; microtubule cytoskeleton organization. Bases 36 to 4070 code for a protein of 1344 amino acids. The record is from RefSeq and is a predicted model, not a curated record. Gene Ontology annotation, cellular component: synapse; microtubule associated complex; cytosol. Gene Ontology annotation, molecular function: microtubule binding; actin binding. The transcript has 7 exons. NCBI's taxonomy places the organism in Eukaryota, Metazoa, Chordata, Actinopteri, Cypriniformes, Cyprinidae.